UAUUAUUGUUGUACAUAUUUAAAGCUACGAGAUUGAAGACAUACGUAUUUUUAUCUAACUACAUAGUUUUAACGAAGGAACGUCAACAAAUUAAAAUCAGACAAAUAAAUUAAAACGGAAGUAAUUUGUUACACUGUUCCCUACAAUAGCAACUCCCCUCUGCAACGGUUAUAUUCCUCUGACAAAUCUCUCAACGGUCAUAUUCUUUUUCCUUGUCCACCGUCUGAUUUUCUAAUCGAACGGUCAUAGAUCAAAGGUUCCUCCUCUCCCCUUUGUCCAACAUUAUCUUUACCAAGCCAUCAUUUGUUUCCCUCUAGAAGUGAAAAACUAGAAGAGGGGGGUUGUUUGUUUCACUCUCAAUAUAUAAAAUAACACAGUUGUUUAUGGGUUUUAGCUUUUUUGGGUAGUGGGGCUACUUCUUUUUCCUCAAUUUUUCUCUCUGGUGAUGACAAUGAUAAUGAUGAUGAUGACAGUUUGAUUUGUCUGUUUCUAUGCAUGUUUGAAGGUGUUGUGGUGGAAGGUUAAGGGGUGGUUUCUUGGGGGGUUGGUGUUGAUUUUUGUUGAGUUUUUUUAGGUUGAAUGUUCUUUGUGGGGUUGUUUAGAAUCUUGUUUUGUGAAAUGAGUAGCUCAAAGGUUCAAUUUUAAGGUGUUGAUUUUGAGUUUUAGGUUGGAUUUUCUUUGUGGGGUUGUUUGAAAUCUUGUUUGGUGAAAAGGGUUGCUCAAAGAUUCAAUUUUUAAGGUGUUGAUUAUCUUGUGGGGUUCUUUGACAUCUUGUUUAGUGAAAAGGGUUGCUCAAAGAUUCAAUUUUUGGUUAAGGUUUUAGCUUGGAUUUCUUGUGGGGUUGUUUGAAAUUUUGUUUUAAGAAAUGGGUCUCUCAAAGAUUCAGUUUUUAAGGUGUUGAAAUGGGAUUCUUGAACUCAAAGUUUCAGUCUGUAUGCAGCAUUUCUGGAAAAAAAUGUGUUCCAGAGUUUCAACAUUCAUGGUGUGAGUUCUUUUUCUUUCAGCUCUUUUGGAGACUAUGAGUUUUAUUCUAUUUUGAAAGUUUUGGAAUCCGAUGAUCGUUUUUUGGUAGGUGUUAAAUUGUUGAUAAUAGGAGAAUUCUUUCAAAUUCUUUGAUUCUUUCUAUUGGUGUAUGUGUAUUUGUUGCAUAUAGAAAUAUACAUAGGACACACAGAUAUAUCACAUUUUGUUUUUUUGGCAUCGGAUUCCAAUUUUUGUUAUUCUUGGAACCUCACACACACUCACAUAUAUAGACAUUGUUCUGUUUCUCUUGGAUCAUCUAUAGAAAGCAUUGACAAUAUUGUAUAUUUCAUAGUGAAAAUAUAUACAUUUAUAGAAAGAUAAGAGAGACAGAGACAUAGAGAAGAAAAGGGUGGGGUGAGUUGGAGUUGAAAAGAAAGAAAAAAAAGUUGGAAGGGUGUGAAUAAUGUUGGCUGGUUGUUCUUCUUCAUUGUUGUCACCUAGGCAUAGAUUAAGGAGUGAAGCAUCUGCACAGUUUCAGGCUUGUAAUUUCCCAUCAAUGAGCACACAAAGAUUGGACUUGCCAUGUAGUUUUGCUAGAAAAGAUACCUCAAGGUCCCAGGCUAUUAGGCCAGUAGGCCUUUCUGUUGAGAAGCCAAUUGAAGCCAAGAAUAGUAGUUGUUCUCUCAAGCAGAACAUUCGUCUACCGCCAUCCUCGACAAGUGCGCAGACAUCAUAUGUAGAAGGUAGAAGAGAAAGCAAAGAUGAAUUUUGGGAAAAAGGUAGGAGCUUGAAGAGGUAUGCUGAGCAGGGAUGUCUUGAUGAUGAGACCUGCAUGAGCAGAGCUAAGAGGAAAAAGGGAAAUAGGAAGUCAGGUGAUUGUUCAGAAGAAGGUUAUGGUCUGAGUUUGAGACAAUUGGGUGGUGGUGAUUUCUGGUUACAAUCGGGUUUCAACGUGGCACGAUCAGUUCCCUUAAUUGCAGGCCUUCAUCCACCUCAAGCAGCACCAUUCUCCUUUUCUUGUUCUGGAGAGGAAGAGAGUGUAUGUUAUGUGCCCAGUGAAGUGAUAUCACCACCUCCGCCUUUGUCAAACAAUCCUUGGAUUGAAUCUGUAGUGACUGAGAUUACUAAUUUUGGUGACAAGAAUGCCUCAACAAGUCAAGAUCUGGCCAAAGAGACCUCAGUAUCAAGUGCUUCAUUAGACAGUCAUGGCUUGGUUCUUAGGCCUAAUGAGAUUCCGGGGGAGCAUGAAGUAGGCAAUGGUUCUAGGCAGCCUAAUCCAAACGACAGGGGUGAAGUUGUAGCAGCGCAUAAUGGGCAUAAUAACCAUCGGGAGGAUGAUGCAGCUGAGCUGAUCAGCUUACUUGUGAGUUGUGCUGAAGCAAUUGGCUCAAGGAAUGUCACCGGUGUUAAUCAGCUGAUAGCUAGGCUAGGGCAGCUUGCCUCUCCAAGAGGGUCUCCAAUAAGCCGGCUAACUGCUUACUUCACUGAAGCUUUAGCUUUGCGUGUUGCUAGGCUUUGGCCUCACAUCUUUCACAUUGUACCCCCUCGGGACCUUGAUCGUUUAGAUGAUGAUAGCAGUUCAGCGUUAAGGCUGUUGAAUCAGGUUAGUCCAAUUCCAAAGUUCAUCCAUUUCACAUCAAAUGAGAUUCUGCUUAGAGCUUUUGAAGGCAAGGACCGGGUUCAUAUUAUUGAUUUUGACAUUAAGCAAGGGCUGCAGUGGCCUAGUCUGUUUCAGAGUUUGGCUUCUAGGCCAAACCCUCCCACUCAUGUUAGAAUUACUGGUAUAGGAGAAUCAAAGCAGGAUCUUGUUGAAACAGGAGAUAGACUUGCUGAGUUUGCCGAGGCAUUGAAUCUGGCUUUCGAGUUCCAUCCAGUUGUUGACAGGUUAGAAGAUGUAAGGCUAUGGAUGCUUCAUGUAAAAGAGGGAGAAAGUGUUGCAGUGAAUUGUGUAUUACAGAUGCACAGGCUUCUAUAUGAUAAUUCUGGGGGCAUCCUGAGGGACUUUCUGGGGUUGAUUAGAAGCACAAAUCCCACAAUUAUUUUGCUGGCAGAGCAAGAAGCUGCGCACAAUGAGCCUAGCCUGGACGCAAGACUCGUCAACUCACUCAGAUACUAUGCUGCUGUCUUUGAUUCUAUUGGUUUCAACCUUCCAUUAGACAGCCCUGCCAGGAUUAAGAUCGAGGAGUUGUUUGCUCGUGAGAUUAGAAAUAUCAUUGCUUGCGAAGGACGAGAUAGGACUGAAAGGCAUGAAUGUUUUGGGAAAUGGCGGAAUCUGAUGGAACAAGGGAGUUUCAGAUGCACAGGGAUUACAGAAAGGGAACUGCUUCAGAGUCAAAUGUUGUUGAAGAUGUACUCAUGUGAGGACUACAGGGUCACAAAGCAAGGGAACGACGAUGCUGCACUUACUCUGAGUUGGUUAGAUCAGCCUCUAUGCACAGUCUCCGCGUGGGCACCCAUUGAUGCUGCUGGAAGUUCAUCCUCUUAUUAUCAGCCAAGUUGAUUGAUUGGUCUUUUGUCGAAGCUCUUCAUUCAUUCAUAGACACAGAAGCAUUCUUCUUUUCGUACACAGGAAAAAAGUUAACAAAUUCUUUGUAGGUAGACUCAUUCUUUCAUUCUUUAUUGCAGAUAGAUUUGCCAAUCCAGUAAGAAAAAGAAAAUCCUUUAGAUAAAAAAAAUUGCCUAGGGUCAGGUACAGGUUUCUAGUUCCUCAGGGUUCAUUUUGUUUCUACCUUUGAUUUCAUAUUUGUAUUCAUUCUUUAUUCUUCUUGCAAGCUAGGUUUUCUUUAUAUUCAGUCAAUUCCGUCGAUGUAUUCUUUCAUUGGUUGUAAUUUGUUAUUGUUAUUCAUUCCAUUGUAGCAAGAUAUCAGAUAUUGUUUUUAAUGAAGUAAUUCUUUUAGUAA
This is a messenger RNA of Capsicum annuum, 3863 nucleotides long. Its product is annotated as scarecrow-like protein 28. Gene Ontology annotation, molecular function: DNA-binding transcription factor activity; sequence-specific DNA binding. Gene Ontology annotation, cellular component: nucleus. Gene Ontology annotation, biological process: regulation of DNA-templated transcription. The record is from RefSeq and is a predicted model, not a curated record. The coding region runs from base 1427 to 3463 and encodes 678 amino acids. The transcript is spliced from 2 exons. Lineage: Eukaryota; Viridiplantae; Streptophyta; Magnoliopsida; Solanales; Solanaceae.